CAAGCAACAGCGCACUUGUUUUUAUUUUCUUAACAUUUUUCUGCAAAAUAAAAGGUUUUCCGCACUACAAGUAAAAUGUCUGCCCCGGCUGAGGACCCACUCUUGACCGUGUUUGAGGGCUCUUCUCCGGGGGACGUGUCUCACGCCCGGCUGCUGUGGAGCUCGCUGUCUCUCGUGCCGCCGCUGGAGUCCCGGCUGGUGUCCGCGGACAUCGGACAGAGGCUGCCGGUGUCCCGGCCGCAGCGCAGCAGCAGCAGCACCGGUCCCAGGCGGUCAUGCAGCAUGCAGCAGCCGCAGCCGAGUUGUGAGCAUGCUCUCCUGCAGAGACUGGAGGAGAGGCAGCGGUAUGCGGCCAUGGCCGACCAGAGGAGGGAGACCAUGGCUCUGCUGAGGAGGCAGAGGGAGCAGAGGAUCCGGAGGGAGAUGCUCUCUGUGGACUUCAAACCGAAGCUGGAGCUCGACGGCGGAGAGAAAAGGUCCAAGCUGCGAAAUCCUCCAGACGCUGAGAUGGACGAGGAGCUGGUGAAGCAGCUGCAGUGAAGUGAUGAAGCGACUGUGCCGAUUUGUUUUAAAGGGCUUUCUAAAUGAUUUCAUAUAUUGUUCACACGCUUUAAUUAUAAGCAGAUUCAGUUAAACCUUGUUCUGUUUCUUAAUGUGAGAAAUUCUCUAUGAAGUCUGGUGUUGAGGUAAAACACCUGAAUCCUGUCCCAACUGAAUAGCCUGUAACCCUGCUCAUGAUGAGUGACUCUGUUGUUAACAAUCUGAUGUUUUGCAGAUAUAAUGUUUGUUUGCUCAUUAAACACAAAGUACUGAAGCUGAUGAGAACUGGACAAAUACAAAAUAAAGUUCAUCCUGAUUAUGGCACCAGAUCACCAAAGUCAUUCACAUUAUUGGUCACUUUGAGAGAUGCUCACA
Messenger RNA from Anarrhichthys ocellatus (wolf-eel), 915 nucleotides. It is a transcript of the gene hoatz, whose product is annotated as HOATZ cilia and flagella associated protein. The coding region runs from base 76 to 540 and encodes 154 amino acids. Gene Ontology annotation, biological process: cilium assembly. The transcript has a single exon. The record is from RefSeq and is a predicted model, not a curated record. NCBI's taxonomy places the organism in Eukaryota, Metazoa, Chordata, Actinopteri, Perciformes, Anarhichadidae.